AUGUUUAGGGUCUCAUCCGUUCUACCUUCUGACACCAUCUAUAUUACAAUCUUGCGUGAUCCUGCAACUCAAUUUGAGUCAGUUUUCAAAUAUUUUAAGCAAGACGUUGUACCAUUUAGUCGAGCUGAAGGUAAAAGUGGACUGAAAGAUUUUGUUUCUGACCCGAAAAAAUAUUUCAACGGGAAAGGCGACGGUAGAUUUUGGUGGGUCGCUCAAAAUGGAAUGUUCUUCGAUCUGGGAUUCGAUAAUUUAUCUGAUGACGAAAAAUAUAUCCAAAAAUCAAUCGCAAAAAUUGAAGGAAUAUUCGACCUUGUUUUAAUUUCAGAAUAUUUCGAGAUUUCUCUGCUUUUACUGAAAGACGUGCUCCAUUGGAACAUAAAAAAUAUUGUAUAUUUAUCAAUGAACGCAAGAAAUCAAUCAGAUGUGGAGCACGUGAGUUCUGACGUCAUAGAUCAGAUAAGAAAAUGGAACAAAGCUGACUACACGAUGUAUAGAUAUUUCAAUGAAACAUUUUGGCGUCGGGUAGAAGCUUACGGAAAAGACAGACUUGAACACGACCUGAAAGAAUUUAGAAAAUUACGAAAAGAAAUUGAAGAGCUUUGUGUCGAAGAUAAACUCGUAAAUAGUAAAGAUAUUGCGGACGAGACUUACAAAAUGUUCACGCCCACCGGGGUCAAUGUUACCCAAUAUAAAUUGAAAGAACAAGCACAAAACAACGCUCUAUGCAAGGGGUUAAUAUACCCCGAAUACGUUUGGUAUAAAAAGUUAAUAGAACAGCAAUAUCCACCACAAUAA
Styela clava is the source of this 795-nucleotide messenger RNA. NCBI's taxonomy places the organism in Eukaryota, Metazoa, Chordata, Ascidiacea, Stolidobranchia, Styelidae. The record is from RefSeq and is a predicted model, not a curated record.